Messenger RNA from Physella acuta, 1146 nucleotides. RefSeq names its product piggyBac transposable element-derived protein 4-like. Lineage: Eukaryota; Metazoa; Mollusca; Gastropoda; Physidae. The record is from RefSeq and is a predicted model, not a curated record.
AUGAGUCAAAAACGGUUUUUGCGGCUUGCGUAUUGCCUACGUUUCGACAAUUCCACAACGAGGGCCCAGCGAAGAGCUAACGACAAGUUGGCGUGUGUUCGCGCCAUUUUCGGCAAAUUUGUCAAAGCUUGUGAAGCAAACUACACCCCAGGAACUGGGUGCACAGUGAAUGAAUCUCUCCUUGCAUUCAGAGGAAGAUGUAGUUUCAAGCAAUAUAUACCAAAUAAACCAAGUAAAUACGGCAUCAAGAUAUAUGUAUUGGCUGAUAGCAAAACGUUCUACUCGGUUUCUUCAAAAAUUUAUAUGGGAGCUGGUACUCAUGCACCAGGGAUGCAAGUUCCAUCCCAAGCAGUCUUGGAUUUGGUACCCACAAUUUCUGGAACAAACAGAAACAUUGCAACCGAUAACUAUUUCACAUCAAUUGAUUUGGCCAAUGAACUAAAAUCCAGGAAUCUCACAUUAGCUGGCACUAUGAAAAAGAACAAAGCUUGCAUUCCACCGUCAUUUUUUAUGAAAGCAGCAGAAGGAACAGUUCAAUACGCCUUUGAUCAUGCAAACGAUUACACUCUCUUGUCUGUUGUUCCAAAGAAGAACAAGAUAGUUGUAUUUCUUUCCACCAUGCAUUCGCAAAAAUCGACUGAUGCAGCUACUGGGAAAGAAGAAAUAAAUGUAUUUUACAACAAAGAAAAAGGUGGUGUAGACAGCCAUAAUCAAAUGUACAGCUUUUAUACCACGGCAAGAAAAACAAAUCGUUGGCCAAUGAGGGUAUUUUAUGGAAUGAUUGAUAGUGCUGCCUUGAACGCAUUUGUUAUUUUUACUGAAAAUGUGCCCAACUUUGGAGAACGUAAGAAAAACAAACGACAGGCAUUCUUGAAGAAACUGGCCAUCGCUUUGAUUACACCACAUGCACAUCAACGAUUGGAGAUGAAGCAGACGCCAAAAGAUGUCAAACAGAUCAUCCGUACCUGCGGCAUUGUGCAGGUACCAACACAAACAGCAAGCACCACACAACAUCAUUCAGGACGCAAGAGAUGUUAUAUUUGUCCCAGAUCUUGUGACAAGAAAACCAAACUAGUCUGUAAUGAGUGCAAUCAGUCUGUGUGUGAAGAACAUACCAAAGGAGUUUGCAACCAAUGCCAGCAAUGA